Molecule: messenger RNA, 633 nt
Organism: Lucilia cuprina (Australian sheep blowfly)
Lineage: Eukaryota; Metazoa; Arthropoda; Insecta; Diptera; Calliphoridae
Product: acetylcholine receptor subunit alpha-type acr-16
Exons: 3
Biological process (GO): monoatomic ion transport
Cellular component (GO): membrane
Source: RefSeq, a predicted model, not a curated record
UGUAUAUUUGUUGUGUGUUAAUUACAAUAAAAAUUGACAAAUGUUUUUAAUGAGCCUCCAUUUUUCCUUUUCCGUUUUUGUUGUUUUUUUUUACAAAAUAUCCUUCAACUCGUUUAAAACGACACCCACUUUAGGUACCUAUUUCAAUUGUAUUAUGUUUAUGGUGGCAUCAUCGGUGGUCUUAACGGUGGUGGUAUUAAAUUAUCAUCAUCGUACAGCGGAUAUACAUGAAAUGCCGCCAUGGAUACGUUCGGUUUUUUUACAAUGGCUGCCAUGGAUUUUGCGAAUGAGUCGUCCCGGUCGUAAAAUCACUAGAAAACAUAUAUUAUUAACGAAUCGCAUGAAAGAGUUAGAAUUAAAAGAACGUUCUUCCAAAUCCCUAUUAGCCAAUGUAUUAGAUAUUGAUGAUGAUUUCCGGCAUACAGUAUCGGGGUCACAAACGGCCAUUGGCUCAUCAGCGAGUUUUGGUCGCCCGACGACGGUUGAGGAACAUCACAAUGCCAUAGGCUGUAAUCAUAAAGAUUUACACUUAAUUCUUAAAGAAUUGCAAUUUAUAACGGCGCGCAUGCGUAAAGCAGACGAUGAGGCUGAGCUAAUAAGCGAUUGGAAAUUCGCUGCAAUGGUUGUGGAUAG